Molecule: messenger RNA, 2328 nt
Organism: Melanotaenia boesemani (Boeseman's rainbowfish)
Lineage: Eukaryota; Metazoa; Chordata; Actinopteri; Atheriniformes; Melanotaeniidae
Product: C-type lectin domain family 4 member M-like
Exons: 7
Coding region: 162-1544 (460 amino acids)
Molecular function (GO): signaling receptor activity
Source: RefSeq, a predicted model, not a curated record
AACAGGCUACAAGCAAAUGAGGACAUAUCAAACUCUGUUUGAUAAAGUUUACAUUAAGUUGUAAGAAGUAACUUAACUUUGCACUUCUAUGCUGAAAACAAGCUUCUUCAUUAUUCCAGUUCCUCCACUGUCUCUUUAAGAGACUCCAGCCUCCAAUAAAGAUGAGUGUCGAGUACCGCGCAUCCACAGUGACAAAUGAUGAAAGUAAAAUUGCCUACAAGCAGUUUUUUGAAGGUGGCAACCGACUUCACUGCUCAGUUUAUGCACUGAGGAACAGCCCUUUCAAGAUUGCCACAGCGUGCCUGGGGAUACUGUGUGUUCUUCUAUUGGCUGGAGUCAUAGGUCAAAGGGUCCACUAUCAAAAUGUAGAAGAAGACAAUCAGAUCAAUUUAAAAUCCCUGAUUAAGGAAAAAGAUGCCCUGCAAGAAAACCUAAGACAAGAGCAAAACAAGAAAAAGAACCUUGAGACAAGCCGUAAUGAUUUACAGCAAAAGUCUGAUUCCUUACAAAGGAAAACAGACCAAUUACAGGCCAGUGUCAUUUCACUGACUAGCGAAAGAAACCAACUUAAACAAAGUCAAAGCCAGUCACAGGCCAGUACCACUGCUUUAAACAAAGAGUUAGAACAGCUAAAAACCACUAAAAGCCAGCUGCAGAGAGAUAAAGAUUCCCUGAGUGCAGCCAAAAGCAGUUUACAGACAGAAUAUGAAUCUGUUGUCAGUCACAAGAAAGAGUUGCAGGCCAGUUAUGACUCUGUGACAAAAGACAGAAACAAUUUGCAGAACAAAGUUAAUAAUGUAACCAGAUCAAGAGACCAGCUGCAGCUGAGCUACAAUGACAUGAUACAGAAAGUAGAACAUUUACAGGGCAGAUACAACUUCUCAGCCAGUGAGAAAGACAAGCUAGCAAGCAGCCACCAAAACGUAACGAUCGAACUGAAAACUCUUCAGGAAAGCUGCAACAUACUUAAAAAAGCAGAAAAUGAUUUACAGGCAUCGUAUGCGUCAGCUGUUAAGGAAAAAAAUGAGCUUCAAAGUAGGUUAAGCAAUGUAACAGAAGAGAGAGAUGUCUUCAAAUUAAAAACUGACACUCUGACUGCUGAGAGAGACCAGCUACUGGAGAAAACUGAAAAAAUGAAUGCAACGAUUCAGGAAAAGAAAUGCCCCAUUGGCUGGCAGAAGUUUCAGUACAGUUGCUACUACACCACGACGGUGAAGAAAACCUGGAACUUGAGCAGAGAAUUCUGUCAGAGUAAAGGAGCAGACCUGGCAAUCAUAAAGAGUGAGGAGGAAAUGAGCUUCAUCAACAGCUUGUACAGCAGUGACAAAGAAGCUUGGAUUGGACUGACAGAUGGAGGAGUAGAAGGGGACUGGAAAUGGGUGGAUGGGACACCACUAACUCUAACGUUCUGGGCGAAAGGUCAGCCCAACAGUCACCAAGGAAGGAACCAGGACUGUGUGGAGUUCUGGCAUCGUUCUAACAACAAAGGAGACUGGAAUGAUGAGAGCUGUACAGUGGAGCAAAGCUGGAUCUGUGAGAUGUAGUAUAGGCUCAGUACUGGUUACAGUGAACGGUAUAUACAGUAAAAAAAAAAAUGGAAUAUCUCUCUUUGUGAACUGGCAGCAAUAGCUUUGACAGUGUCUUUUUUUCAAUAAUCUGUAUAAUAUGUUUAAUUUAGAUAUAGAUAAUGUUACUCACAACUAAAGCCUGAAAAUAACUAUUUUGUGGUGAGUACUGUUUUAUAUUUUUACAUUUAGCAGCCAGUUGAUGAUGUAGCAGACACAGCUGAUGCAGGUUGUUGUGAGCAGGGUCUGACUAUUGUGAUCGAUGUGGAACCUCAGUGGAGACUGAGGUUUCCGUUAGUAUCUGUAAUUAUUGUAGAAACAAAUCCUGAUUAUUCUUUUUUUUUAUUUCCUUUAGGUAGCACACAAGUAAGAAUUUAUUCACUUGCCAGAUUAUAUCAAACCAAUCGGCUAUCAUGAUAACUUGAUUCAAUAAGUAACGGAUAGAUUUUCCUUCAAUAUGCUCUCAUAUUUGUCUAUUACUAUUUGAUUGAUGAAUAUAUUUUUUGCUAAUUUUUCCACAGUUUUUCUAGCUGCAAACAUUAGCACACAGUUUAUUUGUUAUGUGUUGUUUCAAAUCUGACAUAAAAUCAUUUUAAUCAAUAACCAUCUGAAUUCUGUUUUUAUUACUAAACUUCACAUGCCAGUGUGGUAUCGUUUUACAUUGCAACAGGAAUUUGUUUUUUUAGUCCUAUAUCUUCAGAACACAUUGCUGAUAUUCAUACAUGCAAAUAAAAACUAUUGAAAUAUAACCAGUUGUGCUACA